GGCCAGCCGGCAUGUCGUCAUUAUCAGCGCUGAGGGCCGCCGUCAGUCCAUGUGUGACAGACUGAUAAAUCUCUCUGAAUAAAAUAAUUUUAAAGUUAAUCCGUAUUUAUUCCAAACAACUUCCCAACAUGCCAAAGAAGAGUAAAGAAGAAGCGGAGUGGGUGGGAGAUGAAACGGCUCCAGCAGCAGGUAAAACCCCGUUAAUGUUCAGAUUGAAGCUCGCCGGCUCAUUAGCAUCACAGCUAACGGAGUGCCACUGAACCAAACUACGUUAUAAAGUCCACGAAUUUAAAGGAAAGCUUGUUUAUAGGUUAUAUGAAAAUGUCACCAGCUGCUUUAUGUUUAUAAUGUUUCUACAAUGUGUUCCGGUGAAUUCGUCCUUAAUAAAAUAAGCAUAAGUGCAGUGUUUUUGGUGAAAUGUUGUUUUUUGUAACAGCAGUUGAUGAUAGUAAACUGAUGAUGACAUAAGGCCUUAAGCGCUGUAAUACACUGACAUAGUGUUAUGGCCAGAUGAAUCGAGGUUACAAAGUUUAGACUCAGAAUAAAGUGCUGUUGUUUGAGUCGAUGGAGGUUAGAAAGGUUUUCUUUUAAUUCAUGCUAAUGAUAAGAAUGAAAGCUACAUGAAUGAGCACGCUGGAAAAAAACCGUUUGACUCAUUGACAUACAUUAAAACUGAUUUUAAAGAAAAAUGUGGUUUAAAUAUGAAAAUGGACGGGUCAUGUUCAUCCAAAGGGAAGGAAGCAAAUCUGAGCUAAAGUUAGCAACGCCGUAACUGACGAUUAAACUGAUCAAUAGGCGACAUAUUACUACAACUGAUCAAUAAAUAUCACUGUUAGUGAUCAAUAAAUCUAGCUAUAACUGUUCAAUAAAGAAUAUCGUAACUGAUCCACAAAUAUCACAAUAACUGAUAAAUAAGUCACUAUAACCCAUCCAUAAAUAAUACCAUAGCUGAUCCAUAAAUCACUAUAAUCCAUCAAUAAAUAUCACUAUAACUGAUCAGUAAAUAAUACUAAAACUGAUCAAUAAAUAAGAGUAUAACUAAUCAAUUAUUCAAACUAUAACUGAUCAAUGGAUGACUUUACUCUGUAAUUACCUAACUAAUUCAAACUAAGAACUUAGAACUAUGUUACUCAUAAUUAAUUACUCAAAAUGAACCUGCCAUGUUAAAUCUCUCAGCCUCUGUCACACAUCUCCUGUCAUACAGAGAUAAUGUUAAACCUGAACAGUGUUCAUCUGUAUGGACCCAGCAGCCAGUGUGAUGAUAAUAAUGUAUGAUGAUCAUUAAGGACUCUGUUAUGUUGAUUUCUUAUAGAAAAAGCAGUGAAGAAGGGGAAAGGCGCAAAGAAGGGCAAAAAGAGUGUGAGUAUCAAUAAAGAUUUAUUAACCCGUAGAGUUCAAUCUGGAGACUGCUUUAACUGUUUGUUUUGCUUUAACUGCAGUUUUUUGAGGAGCUGGCCACAGAGAGUAAAGAUGAGAAGGUGGAGGAGGCACCAGUGAAGGAAACUCACAGUAAACAGGUAACAGACCAUGUUUACAGGUAACAUUCACCUGAAAAUCAUGACUGAUGAAAUCUGUCAAAAACAGAGUAAACUGUCAGUUUAAACACAGAUACAGCUGAUUGUUUAUUUACCUUCAAUAAUUCAACAUUUUCAGUCCAACUCAGAUCAUUUUAAGUCUAUAUUUAACUGAAAACAGUUUAGAGACAACAUAUAUGUUGAAACUGUGUAGAGCUUAAAAGCAACACUGGACCUGGGCCCAUUUCAAAUUGACUGACGCAAAAGUUGAAAACUGUCUGGUAGUUUGACCAAUCAAAGCCUAACAUUUUAUUUGGAAAUCCUGGAUGCUUGUUUCCAAAGAGCAGAGGAACUGCUAGACCUGGAGCAGUGACCACAGGAAUGAAAUACUGUUUUAACAAGCCAACUGCUGUGCAUUGUUGCUGAUGACUCCACUGGUACCGAAACCAAAUGUUACUGAAAAAGGAGAAACUGCUGAUUUAGACUAGGUCAUCUUAAUCUUCUCAUCUUUACACACAAGUUGCAGACAUACUCAGUAUCUGGUUGAGGAGAUGGUGCAGUUUUUCAUCAUGACGAAACGGCUUUCGGGUCAACGCUUUGAAAGUUUGACAAGCAAUACAGGUUAAUUUUUCAGAAAUUGCUGUCCCGACAAUGUACAACAUAGUCAGAGCAUUGGUUCGAAGUAAGCUUAUUGAAGUGGAUUACUUCUCUGUAACCUCUGACAUGUGGUCAAGCACCAAUAUGAGUCUUUACUUGAGCCUAACUGCACAUGAUCUAAUUUCAGACUGGCUUUUUACAUCACAUUGUCUUGGAACAGGGUUCAUGUCAUAGAAUCACACGUCUAACUUUGCCUAUGUACAGCCCAGUUGCCCAGCUAAAGCUAAGACAUGUUUGGUGGUUUUAUUCAUUGGUCUGCAGACAUGCUGAUACAGGGUGAACUGAUCUGAUUUAAAUUCAGGUUCAUACAGCCAGCUCUGUAAACUUAAAAAAAGAUCCAAGAUCAGCUCUGACAACAUCAAAAACAGAUCCAGGAUCAGCUCUGUGAGGAUCUGUAACUGUGUUUGACUCUGCUUGUGGAUCACACAGGUUUGAUAUGACUGUUUGUUUUCAGCCUCAGAAGAAGAAGAAGGAUCGGAGGAAAGGAAAAGGAGCAGGGGACGAUGAUGAUGAGGGUGAAGAUGUGAUGCUGAAGCUGAAGAAGCUCUCAGUUCAGGCCAGUGAUGAAGAGGGGGAGGAAGAUGAGCCAGGUGAGAGGCUGUCACUCUGAUCUGAAUUUUAUAAAUGUGUGAUUUAUACAGUCGAUCCUGUUUUUCAGCCAGUGUUACUAAUGUUUGAACUUCUGUAUUUACAGUCGUAGUCCAGAGCCGAGGGGGCAAGAAGGGCAAGGUAAGUGGGCAACACGACACAACUCAACACAACGCAACACAACACAACACAACGCAACACAAUCUUCUGAGUUUAUGUUCCUCACUGUGAGUUUAUGAUCCUUGUUUCUGCAGGGAGGAAACAUCUUUGCAGCUCUCAGUCAAUGUCAGAGUGAUGAGGAAGAGGAUGACGGGGAUGAAGAUGAGAAACCAGCUGAAAAGGUAAUCUGCUAUGUUUCACAUUAAAGUUAGUGUAAGCAGAGGACAGGUGUAGUGUGAGGCUGCAGGCAACAAGACAACAACAACUUUCAGGUACUCUGUUGUCAGCAGGUAAAGAAGACAAACAUGAUACAGAUGAAACAACAGACAGGCAUGAGAGGAAAAAACACAUAAUGAAAUAAAUGAGCGGAUAAAGAGUUUAAAAAUGAAAACAGAUCAGAGAAUAUAAACCUAAACACAGAUAAAAAUAGAUGAAUAAAUAUCUAUAAAGAAAUAAAAGACAAUAAGAAUUACAAACAGUGGUGGUGAAGAAACAGAGCAGAACAAGGGAAAGAAAAAGUAACUAAAGGUAGAUAUAAAGGUGACCUCAGGUGAAACAGGUGUGAGUUUAAAGCUGUCAAUAGUAAUGGGGAAUCUGCAGCUCUUUUCUCAGAGGGUUAUAGGGGGCGGAGCCAAGAGACUGCUAUGUUACCUGUUUGAAAUAGAAGCAACAUCAAUAUCUGGACAGAACAUCACUUAUAGACGUACACCUGAUAUAUCUGUGUGUGGGAAUGUGUGUGAAUGUGUGUAUAUCUGUGAAUGUGUGUGUAUGUGAAUGUGUGUGUAUGUGGAUGUGUGUGUGUGUGUGUGUGUGUGUGUGUGUGUGUGUGUGUGAUUCAGGAAGUUGAUAAAGCAAAGAAGAAAGAUCAGUCUAAGCCCAAGAAGGUUAAGGUGGGUGCUUACGUACUUCUCUGUGUUUCCGGGUGUUUCACAGCUGUUUAUUAACGGACCCUGUUUUAUUAACUGACUGUGUGUCAUCAUUAACGGACAUUUUAUCUCAACUAACCCUUUUUAUUUACUGACGCUGCUUUUUCUAACUAACACGGUCUCCUGCAUGGUGCUGUGUCUCCUGAUUCAUCUGUCCUUCCAUUGGUCUCUUUCUCUCUCUCUCUCUCUCUCGCUCUCUCAUCUCUCUGAGUCUGAGCUACGGUGGCCCUGAAGGUCAGGAACUGAGCGACAGCUAAGGCAAAGUUGUUUGAAGCACUGUGACAGUUCAGGUGCUGUGACCUCAGACAGGUGCAUUUACAGAUAGCAGUGUAUCUAAGGUUGUCCCAUUUAUAGCCUUGUUUAAAUGCAGCACAUAGAUAUGCCCCUUUGUUUCAAGGGCAUCCAGGCUGGAUCAGGUACAAGUAUUUUUUAAACCAUCUGUUCCCAUGUUCCUUUGUGUUCCAAUUCAAACAAGUAGGGGGUUGCAGUAUUUGAGAACCCUUAUUUCAGCCUCUGAGGUGCUUCAUUUCAGCUACUGUCUUUAGUAAGACAUUUCAAAGACCUCCAAUGCCCAGCACUCCAGAACCCUUUAGUUACAACUAUAGACUGUAUAUGGUAUGAACAACAUGGCAUCGCCUCACGCAAUAGUACUUAUUAGCCAGUAAGCGAUAGGUGAUAGGCCAUGACAAUUAUACAAUCCUGUGUGGACAAGAGAUUUUUAUUCAACACAAAGAUCCUUCAGGGGAGAAUAACCCUGAGCCUCGACUCAGCUGCUGUGAGUUUACCCUCAGGGCCACUGUAGCUUUUAAAUUGAGUGUUGAGUGCUGGGGUAAAGUCGGUAUGUUUGUGUGUGUGUGUGUGUUUGUGUUAGGCUGAAUCUGAUGAAGAGGAGCAGGAGAAGGCAGAUGAAGGAGAGGAGAAAUCUGCGAAGAAGAACAAGAAGACUGGCGCCAAGGCCAAGGUGAGUGAGGGGGCAAAGGAUCAGACUCUCAUUUUAUAAAUACCUGAUGGUUUUAAAGAGCUAACAGAGUCUGAAUGAUGACCCCGUGUUUCUCUGAUCAGCUGUAGUAUCUAUAUCUAAUUACCUGUAAACUCUGAUCUCACACCGUGAGUUUUUGUAAUAUUAGGUGUUUCUGUGUGAUUUAUAAUCUGAGGGUAAGCAGGUGAGACACUCAGAUCUGCAGACUUAGAGGCUAAGAGAUGAGCUCAGGUGUUUAAAUCAGUCUGAGUUUUCCUGCUCUGAGUUUGCCUGUCCUUAACACAGAAGGGGAAACCUGCAGAGAAGAAUCCCUCUGAGGAAGAGGAGGAGGAAGACAGUGAUGGAGGAGACAUGAUGAUGGUAUGACAGACACACAGAAACACACUCACUCUCCUUUUUUUUUAGGAUAUGUUGUAAAUCUCUAUUACAGUUAUCAGUAGCUACAGUUAUCCUGUGUUUGGUUGUGUGUGUCUCAGAGUGCUGAGGAUGUUAUUGCUGAGCAGAUGGAGCAGCAGGGGGACGACCCGUACGCUAACCUCAGUAAGAAGGAGAAGAAGAAAAAAAAGAAGCAGGUGAGAACUCAGUGUCAUGUGACUCAUGUGAGGAUUUAAAGGGUUAUUGCAGGCUCUUCAUCAGACUCUGUGAGGAUGAAGAAAAGUUAGUUUGUAAUGGUUGAUGACCACAGAGGAAAGCUCCGAGGACCAGCUGUCAGUUUGAUGAUCUGGACCUUAAUUAUCUGACAUAGAUGAUAAAAAUAGUGGACUUUACCCUUUGAUGGAACUGUUUACUCUUACUUUAAUCCUUAUUUUAUCAGCUAGAGUAUGAGCCAAACAGUAUGAUUAUAAAUCUGUUGAUGAGUAUUUAUCUUGUUCUCCGUGUUUGUCAUCAGCUGGAGUAUGAGCGUCAGGUGGCGAGCGUCCGUGCUCAGAACGCUCUGGAGGGAGAUUUCUCCAUCUCUCAGGCUGAGAUGUCAUCCAGACAGGCCAUGCUGGAGAAUGCCUCAGAUAUCAAGGUACAUAUUUCAUUAUUGUUAUGAAUGUUAUUAUCAUAGAUGUAGACACAUAGAUGCCACCCAGAAGAGUGUCCGCCUUGCAUCUUGGAGAAGAUUUCUGUUUAAAGCACUGAUGUAAAUUUAAAGUAUCCUGUGUAAUCAAGUUCUGAAAAUAGAAAUGAUCAAGUGUUAAUUUCUCAUCCAAGAAGUUUUAUUUUUUUUUUUAGGGGCUCAACCUUUUAAAAUGUGAAAAAAUUGUAAUGAGAAAACUGAACAGAAAACUAUUUUAGAUUCCAGUUUUCUUCAGACUUAUUCUUAGUGAGAAAAUCAGCAUGUCCAAGUGGCCAAGUGUACUUAGGUCAGGACCGGAGUUAAAGUGUUUACAGAUGUCUCAAACUCUGUUAUUGUUCCUUUUAGCUGGAGAGGUUCAGUAUUUCUGCUCACGGGAAAGAGCUCUUCGUAAACGCAGACCUUCUGAUCGUCGCAGGAAGAAGAUACGGUCUGGUUGGACCAAACGGGUAAAUUUAUCAGAUCACUAAUGAUAGACACGGUCAUUCCUCCUGCUGUAACUCACAUUAAAAUCAGCUGUUUCUGUACCCCUGGUAACAAUAGUCUGACUUUCUUUUUCUGCAGCAAAGGAAAAACCACGUUAUUGAAGCACAUCGCUAACAGAGCCCUGAGUAUUCCUCCAAACAUUGAUGUGCUGCUGUGUGAGCAAGGUGAGUCACCUGGUUGUACAUUCAUAACUCAGUACAAAGGAGAUCAGCUGGUAGAGCCAACCAGGAGCUGUAUCAGCCAACAGAGCUAUCUAUUAUGAUGCCAUACUCGUCUGUGUCUCUGUAGAGGUCGUGGCUGAUGACACUCCGGCGGUGCAAGCAGUGCUGAAGGCUGACACUCGCCGUCUGAAGCUUCUGGAGGAGGAGAAACGGUUACAGGCUCGACUGGAGAAAGGAGAGGACAGCGUGGCGGAGAGGCUGGAGAAGGUCAGUGAGGGGGUUCUUGUAGAAAUGGAGCAGACUGGUGAACCUUGAGUCCAGGAGAUCUGAUCAUGUUAUCUGAGCUGUAAAAUUUACUCGUCCCUUUGUGGCUCCACCCUCUCAGGUGUACGAGGAGCUGAGGGCCAUUGGGGCGGCAGCGGCGGAGGCUAAAGCUCGUAGGAUCCUAGCCGGUUUGUCUUUCACCCCAGAGAUGCAGAACAGACCCACAAAGAGGUUCUCUGGAGGCUGGAGGAUGAGAGUCUCUCUGGCCAGGUACACCCACAGACCCUCUGAUCAUCUGUAUCUACCUUAUGAAGCAGUCAGAGGCUGCUUUUGCCCUGUCCCACUCUGUCUCACCCUGUCUCCCUGUCUUCCCUCAGAGCUCUCUUCAUGGAGCCCACUCUGCUGAUGCUGGAUGAACCCACUAAUCACCUGGACCUGAACGCUGUCAUCUGGCUUAACAAGUACACACCUGUUCCCUUCAUUAAAGCUCUAGUUAAUCAUGGAUUCAUAUGAAGACCUUCAUGGGAAGUUAGGAAGUAUAACACUGUCUUAUCAGAAGUACUAUGUAACCCUGUGUGUGUGUGUGUCUGUGUGUCUCAGUUACCUGCAGGGCUGGAAAAAAACUCUGCUCAUAGUUUCUCACGAUCAAAGUUUCCUGGAUGACGUCUGCACGGACAUCAUCCACUUAGACAACCAGAAGCUCUACUACUACAGAGGGAACUACUGUGAGUGAACCAAAGAAUGAAUGUCAGAGAGUCUCUGAGGCUCAAACACUGAGUCAGUUUAAGGAAAGACACUUAAGACGGUCUAGUAAGAUAAAAAACAAUAACAGUGAACAACAAUAUUAUGUUGAGGUGUUAUAGUCAGAGAAUUGUUUACCUGAUUUUACUGGAUUUUCAUUGAUAUUGAUGUAUUUUAUUGUAUAUUAAUGUAUGUUUUUAUUCAUGUACAGCGUCUUUGAGUUUGUGAAAAGCGCUUUACAAAUAAAAUGUAUUAUUAUUAUUGUUAUUAUUAUUAAGAGUGGAAAACAAGAGCAGUUAUAAUGAAAAACAGUCAUGCAGUUGAUGUUGAUGUUGAUGUCUUAAAUGUAGAUGUCGGCGUUGUUGAUGUCGGUGAUGUUGAGGUUUUUGAUGUUGAUGCCGUUGAGGUUGUCGUCGUUGAUGUCUUUGUUGUUGUUGUUGAUGUUGUCGUAGUUGAUGUUUUUGAUGUCCCCGUUGUAAACUCUGUGUUCUCUGCGGUUGUGUUGUCUCUCAGUGACGUUUAAGAAGAUGUAUGUUCAGAAACAGAAGGAGCUACAGAAACAGUAUGACAAACAGGAGAAGAAGCUGAAGGAGCUGAAGGCCGGCGGCAAGUCCACUAAACAGGCCGUAAGUCAUCCCCUUUAACUCACCCUGAACCUCACCAUCACCCCUCCCUCACUGUCUGUCUCACUCAGUGUACAAGAUUAUGUUUUGAACCCCUCUCUCUUGCUUUCUCUUUGUCUCUCUCUCUCCCUCUUCAGGAGAAGCAGACUAAGGAGGCUCUGACCAGGAAACAGCAGAAGGGAAGGAAGAAAGGAGGUCAAGAGGAGGAGAGUCAGGAGGCUCCAGAGCUGCUGAAGCGACCCAAAGAGUACACCGUCAAAUUCACCUUCCCUAACCCUCCACCUCUGUCCCCUCCCAUCCUAGGCCUGCACAGUAAGAACAUAUGCACACAAUUGAGUCCACUCUAUAGUACAUUUACAAACGCUCACACUCACAGCUGAUGUCUUUACCUGUCCAGGUGUGGACUUUGGAUACGACAGUCAAAAAAUACUCUUCAGAAACGUCGACUUUGGAAUUGACAUGGACUCUAGGAGUGAGUAUGAGCUCUGCUGAGCUUACUAUUCUGUUCGCUUUAGAGAGCUGGUAUUCUGCUGUUUUUCAUGUUCAGGUUCAUGUCAGACUGUCAGGUAAAGAUAUUACAGUAUUAAACUGUCUGUUUAACUCAGUAAUGACAUGUAAGAUGCAUUUCAAUAGUGAAGGAGGAACCCAGAAAUAUGUGUUUGCGAACUCUGGGUUCUGAAGUUGUUUUAAGUCUCUUAAAGAGACAGUAGCUGAAAUUAAGUUUUUUGAAGACUCCAAUCAGAGAUCAGGAAAUAGUUUUUGGAGUAAAUCAGGUAAAGAGACUCCAGAGCUCUCAAAGAGAGGAGAGACCCUGAAUCUUUAGGGUCUGUUGGAUUUUUACAUUCUGCCAGCCUUUAUUGCCUUAUUUAUUCUCCCUAUGAGUCAGUUGGUUCUUAAAAUAUGCUUAUUACAAAGAAUAGUGUCACUCUCUCUCCAGUCUGUGUUGUUGAUUUUUUUUCAUACAUAAGGACAGUAACAUUCAUGUAGUAAAGCGUUCAUAUGUAAAUGUUAUAGUGAGUUUUUCUGUCCUUAGUCUGUAUCGUGGGUCCCAAUGGUGUGGGGAAGAGUACUCUGCUACUGCUGCUGACGGGGAGAAUCAACCCUGUGAGUGUGGAGACAUUUACAGUUAUAACUGAGUUCAUGUGAUUUAAUAUGAAAUUGACGAAAUUAAUAAACACUUUAUGAUUAAAAUAAUCAGGCUACAUUUAGACUGAACUGACUGUGUUUGUGUUUCAGACUAAGGGAGAGAUGAGGAAGAACCACCGACUGGUGAGUUUCAUUAUGAACUGAUACACACUGUGUCCGUCUGAGCUCACCUAUACUCACCUGAGCUCAAACAGAGUCGGUCUGAUGAUAUGAAACAUCAUGAUAUGAGUGUUUGAGCUGAAGGAUAAAGAGCAGUUUAUUUACACACUGACACCUGAUGCUGAUACACUCUGAGCUGUUAGACUGAUUCAUGUGUGUGUGUAUGUUUGUGUGUGUGCAGAAAGUGGGCUUCUUUAACCAGCAGUAUGCUGACCAGCUGAACAUGGAGGAGACGGCCACAGAGUACCUGAUGAGGAACUUUAACCUGCCUUAUCAGGACAGCAGGAAGUGCCUUGGCAGGUUUGGGCUGGAGAGCCACGCCCACACCAUCCAGAUUUCCAAACUCUCAGGUGAGAUCUCCUGAACAGUCUGAAUAGGUGUUACUGUAGCUGCUGAUGGAGGGGGUGACCUGACCUGGUGUGAUCAGGUGUCCCGUUUUGGACAGAUCUGAGCUCAUCUGGUCACACCUAGACCUGUGGUCCUGUUUCUACAGGUGAUCCCUGUAUACAUAGGACCUAUCUAGCUGUGAUCAUGUGACUGAGAUCACGUGAUUGUGGUCAUGUGACUGAGCUGAUUUUCUUGUGUUUUUCCUCUCAGGUGGUCAGAAAGCUCGGGUGGUGUUUGCCGAGCUCUCCUGUCGUCAGCCGGACGUCCUCAUCCUGGUGAGGCUCUUGACACUCGCUGUUUUCACAUAUAACUGGCAAGCAGUCUGUGGGCAGCGACUUCUACCUGAGUGUCUAUCUGUGAGCUGAUGACUGAGCGUGUACCGCCUGCACACUGAGGGCAGCUUCAGAACUUUGAUUAAAGGAGUCAUCAAGCUGUAUUAAUAUCAGGCUGUAUGACAGAAUGAGUAUCAGUAUAAAAGCAUAAAGCAUCAGUGAUGCUCUUUGUAUUUGAUAUUCUCUGUUUGUCUGUGGUCUUUCCUCCCUCUGCAAUUUUAAACACAAACUUUGAAAAUAUUUUGUGCCCACAGCCAUCAGACUAUUUCACUCUUCUGUAAAUAGUAACAGAGAUAGCAUGAAACUACAAUUUAAUUUGAUGAAUCAGCUUUUUCUGGUUAAAUCUAAAGAUAAUUUUUGGUAAUAAUCUUAGUUUGUGAUUUUUUUAUUUCCUAGGAUGAACCGACCAAUAAUCUGGACAUCGAGUCGAUUGACGCUCUGUCAGAGGCCAUCAACGAGUACAAAGGAGGUGAGAAGACAGUUUAUUGUAAAACAGUGUGAUAGUUGUGGGUCUGUUUUCGUGUCAGAUGGAUGUAUAAAUGAUGUAUAAAAGUGUGCUGUAAUUUAACUCUGACAAGUUGGGCUCGGAUCAAACUGACGUCACAGUCAUUGGGUAUAAACUCCAUUCAGGGCUAUUCGGACUUAAUGGAGAAAACUAUUAGAAUCUGAGUAAAUGAGUUUGAGUUCAGAUCCCUUUAAAUUUAAACCUCUACCACAGUGAGGACUCAGAGAUGCACACUGCCACCCAGUGGACAGCAGAGGUGCUGCAGGCUUUGCAGCUGAUUAUGUUUCUGAUAGGAGAGUCAUGUCUGCCUUUCUUCACCGGAUACUCAGUUUUAAUAUCCAACCGUCAGAGUCAGAUCUACUGGUCUGACUGUUUCAAACCUCAGAGACACUCAGUAAUUUACCUGAUAAAAGAAACUAACCUGACCUCCUCAGUAACACCCUGUCUCUCUGUGUCUCCCCCGUCUCCCCCUCUGCGUGGACCAGCUGUUAUCAUUGUGAGUCACGACGCUCGACUGAUCACAGAGACUCAGUGUCAGCUGUGGGUGGUGGAGGACCGCACCAUCAACCAGAUCGACGGAGACUUUGACGAUUACAAGAGGGAGGUGCUGGAGGCGCUGGGAGAGACCAUGGUCAACAAGGUCAACCCCUGAGCCAUCAGUUGGACUCUGACCCCUCACCUGGACAACAUCUGGACCCUGAUCACUCCUGGUUAAGGCUUUCUCUUUCUGAGGACUGUCAGCAUGUUUCACUCUCAGUUCAAUAGUAAUCUGUAUCUGGAUCAGGAUCUGGUCUCUGUGUAGUCUGGGUCAUAUUGCAAUGGACUCCACCUGAAGUUGUAACACCUGCAUCACCUGUAUGGUGUUAAAUGUGUAUAAACAGACAGAGAGGAUCCCCUGAACCUGAAUAAGUAAUAAACACUCUAACCAGAGAUCCACAGA
Messenger RNA from Xyrichtys novacula (pearly razorfish), 11627 nucleotides. The record is from the annotation of a GenBank genome assembly. NCBI's taxonomy places the organism in Eukaryota, Metazoa, Chordata, Actinopteri, Labriformes, Labridae.